Molecule: messenger RNA, 1491 nt
Organism: Cyclopterus lumpus (lumpfish)
Lineage: Eukaryota; Metazoa; Chordata; Actinopteri; Perciformes; Cyclopteridae
Product: hepatocyte cell adhesion molecule-like
Exons: 8
Coding region: 1-1491 (496 amino acids)
Source: RefSeq, a predicted model, not a curated record
AUGAAGGCAGAGAAGGAGGCUCCUUCAAAAGCUAAAAUAAUAUCCCAGAUUUUAAUGCUCAUGUGUCUCGGUUCCUUCGAUUCAGGUGGGGUACUGGCAGUGAAUAUGACCAUCCCCAACACUCUCAUUAGAGGUGCAGUAGGGGGGGAGGCCCUGCUGUCCGUCAGCUAUAGUAGCUUCAGCCUUGACCUGCCGGUCAUCAAGUGGCAGCUCAAGAGAGAAAAGUCUGUCACCGUCGUCCAGUCCAUUGGAACCGACAUCAUUGGGACCUUGAGGCCCGAGUAUCGCGACCGCAUCCUGGUAUUUGAAAAUGGGACUCUGCUUCUCCACAACCUCCGACUCUCUGAUGACGGAACGUAUGACGUGGAGAUCUCCAUCACAGAUGACACCUUCACAGGAGAGGGCAGCAUCACGCUCACUGUGGAUGAGUCGAUAUCCAGGCCCUAUAUCCACAUGGAAGCUUCAUCGGUACUGGAGCGCAGCGAAAACGUCAUCCUCAACUGCUCCCAUGAGAAUGGAACCAGGACCGCGUACAGGUGGUUCAAAGGUGGACAGCCACUGACCAAUGUGACGAGGUUCACGUUGUCACCUGACCAGAAGCUCUUGACCAUCGCGCGGGUGUUGAUGGCAGACGACGACAUCUACAGCUGCGCAGUGGAGAAUCCUCUGGGCAUUAUGACAAGCCUGCCAAUCAGACUGACCGUCUACAGAAGAAGUUCCCUCUAUAUCAUCCUUUCCACUGGGGGCAUAUUCUUCCUCAUCACCUUGGUGACAGUAUGUGCCUGCUGGACGCCUUCCAAAAAGCGAAGACAUCCAGCUACAAAGCCUCUCUCCAGCAUUUAUGACCCAUUUGAUUGCUCGCCAAUCAAUCAAACAGCUGAUGUGCUUCCAAAAAGGACCGAGCAUAAUGGAGUAAAUGCUGUAACUUCCCUUUACAUCCUGCAGCAAAAGGAUCCCUCAAUGGAUGACUCUUCCAGCAACAGCAUUGGAUCUCCUUCUGAACUUGACAACCCUCCGUGCUACACCAGUUACCCCAACUACACCGAAUCUUUCACCCAGUCUAAUGGGUCCCCUGCCCACUCGUCCCACAGCCUCGUUCCAGAGCCAGCGACGUCCAGUCACCAGCAGAGGAGAAAGCACCUCCUCCCAAUCGUUUUCCCCGCGGGCAUUUUCACCGGGUACUCCGGGUCACUCCGCGCCGGUAACAAACCGAUCGGCACCAUGCAGCAUCCGGCUAAACUCCGGCAACCAUCCAUGCACGCACUAGGGCGGAUAUCCUCAAACUCCUGCCGCAACAGCAUUUCCCGCGGCCCGGCUUGUGCCAGCGGCCCCGCGCGCUCCGCAUUCAUUUCAAUUCAAGCAUUCAUCAUUCAAGGUAAAUACAUCAAUCAGCACGUCGCACCCGGAUCUUCUCCUCGAUCAUAUAAAUGUGGUCAGACGCUAGUUUUAGCCGCUGCCCAGACCGUAACAAUCUCUCGGUUCGACAGGUGA